AUGAGGACCAGCCUAUUCCUUUUAGCAAUCUCGCCAGCGGCUGUUCUCUCAGGCGUCACACCUCCUGUUCGCCCCCUCCUACCUCCUGAUAAUGCAAACCUCACCUUCAAUAGCGCAAUCGACUGGUACCCUCUAAACUUCAACAUCUCCGACUCUCAACACAAAGGAUGGACUCAAAUCGAUGGCUCGUUCUGGAUCAACGCAUUUAUCCAUGGCUCCAAUGGCCACGAUUACUACAUCGCCUCUCACUUGAUGAGUUACGCUUCCGAUAUCGAGGGCUCUAAGCCAGUGUACCGGGCAUCAGUGCUUGAUCUGACCGAUCCCACGAUCUUCCACAAAUAUGAUCGAAUCGCUCCGGAAAACACUACUUUUUGGACUAGUGAUGGUGAUUUCCGGGCCAACUUUGAGGAUCAUGGGAUGGAAACGAUUGAUAAGAACCCGUUACAUGGUCUUCGCACUUAUAGUUCCGUGGAGAAUGUCGAGUUUGACUUUGACUUCUAUUUCACGUCUCCAAUCUUGCUCAACGCAGCUCUCGGGUCUUACCAAGUCGGAGGGGGACUUGGCUGGGAGUGGUCAGUUCCAAGAGGACGCACUGAAGGCUCGUUCAAAGUCAAUGGCAAAAAGGUUGACAUUGUCCCCGAAAAGUCCUUCGCAUGGUAUGAUAGGCAAUUCGGCUCACUUCAAGACUCCUUCGAUUGGAUUAUGUUACAUUUCGAAGAAUCAGAAUGGCUGGAUAUCUCGAUUAUGUGUGCAUGGAAGUGGGAGGACCGUGUGGACGGCCCAAAGAUGUUUGCUACGGUCAGAAGUUCGCUGAACGGUCGAGACUCUGUGGUUCCUAUAAACCUGACGGCGUCGACUACCAACGUCUGGAUAUCACCAGAUACAGGGCUGGAGUAUCCGCAGGAGUGGACCAUCCAGUGGGAGGAUAUGGAACUCCUCGUUACGAGCCCUAGGCCUGAUCAGGUUAUCGAGGCCGAUGAAGAUACCGGGUUUCCAUCGCAGUUCAGUGGUUAUGUCAACGUGUUGGCUACCAAGGCGGGAUGUACUCCAGUCAGAGGAUUUGGCGCAGUUGAUCGCAUGAAGAUCGAAUAG
This is a messenger RNA of Fusarium oxysporum Fo47, 1092 nucleotides long. RefSeq lists its product as uncharacterized. The record is from RefSeq and is a predicted model, not a curated record. NCBI's taxonomy places the organism in Eukaryota, Fungi, Ascomycota, Sordariomycetes, Hypocreales, Nectriaceae. Bases 1 to 1092 code for a protein of 363 amino acids. The transcript has 2 exons.